GUCGUUCUCAGUCUGCGCACAUAUUCCACUUGGCCAGCAUCACUCGGGAGUCCGCAGACACUGCGCUGAUUGAACAAGCGGAGGGGAGCUCAUUUCCAGAGCGCAUUGAUUGUGUUAGAAGGGUUUCUUCACUAGACUGCCAGAGGCCGAGAGAGAGAGAGAGAGAGAGAGAGAGAGAGAAAGAAAGAAAGAAAGAAAGAGAAGCCAUUUUCAACCACGCCUUUAAAAGUAAAAACCCACAAAAGAGGAAACGGGGUUAAAGGAUUUUUCUUCCUCCAAAGUAGCCUUGAUUGAGUUUGUUUCAAAGGGAAAGUGCUUUUUGGGGGGAAAGCGAUCAGCGGGAAGAUUCCGGUGGCCGCUCCUCUCCGUGCGUAAAGAUAAAAAAAAAAAAGUUUAGCUCGUCAAGGUGCAUUUCACAGGUCGGGCAGAGUAGAAAGCUCUCCAUUACGCUCCCCGGGAAUUGUAAAGCUCACCCAGGACGCCCGCUGGAGGAGGAUAUAUAACUUUUUUGUGGAAAGAUAACGAAGGCGUGUCGGUGUAACGGAGAGCCGAGGAGUCCUUCUCCGCUGAACCGGGAGCAGUGCGCGCGGCACAAAGCACGGCACCUCAGAAACAAGGUUAUGACGGAACUGAGCUGAAAAUGGAGCUUUUCUGGAUUUUGUUAUUUUCUAGUGUAUAUCCUCUCACCGGGGGCCAAGGAGUUUACGCUCCAGCCAACGCCCAGAUCGUGCACUCAGGCGAAGCGUGUAACGUCAAGGAUGAUAACAUCAGUGAGAGAAUCUACACCAUCAAAGAAGGAGACACACUAGUUCUUCAGUGCAUUGUCAAAGGACACCCAAGACCUCAGGUACGGUGGACGAAGACGGCUGGCAGUGCAUCAGACAAGUUCCAGGAAAAACCCAUCUUCAACGAGACGCUGCGCAUCGAGUCCAUCAAGAGGAUUAAGGGGGGUCGCUACUACUGCAAGGCCGACAACGGGGUGGGGGUGGCUGCCAUCAAGUCCAUCCGCGUAGAUGUGCAGUACCUUGAUGUACCUGUUCUGACGGUGCACCAGACCAUCAGCGAUGUGCGUGGCAGUUACUACCAGGAGAAGACGGUGUUCCUGCGCUGCACCGUCAACUCCAACCCUCCCGCGCGGUUCAUCUGGAAACGCGAGAACAUGCUCAUCGAACAGAGCAAGGACAACGGAGUGGACAUCUACGAACCCCUUUACACUCAGGGUGAGACCAAGGUGUUGAAGCUGAAAAACCUGAGACCCAGAGACUUUGCCAACUACACAUGCCAGGUGUCCGUCCGCAAUGUUUGUAACAUCGAGGACAAGUCCAUCACCUUCAGGCUGACAAAUGCCACAUCUCCGCCUAUGGUCCGGCUGUCGGUGAACGACACGGUGGUGGUGGAUCCCGGGCAGGACGUGCUGUUAACCUGUGAGGUCACAGCCGGUUUCCCCCCGCCGACCGUUGUGUGGUCACUCUACCCCAGGUCGCUUCCCCUCAGCGCCCAAGUUCGAGGGCCGACGCUGAUUCUGCGAGCGGUCACCCUGGACGAUGCCGGGGUCUACAACUGCACAGCUGUCAACAAUGUGGGCAACCCCGCGCGCAAGGUCGUCAACCUCGUCGUCAGAACAAUGAGCAACCUGACCUUCCAGAUUACACCUGACUCCAACAAGGACAGCGAGACCAUCCAGAUGGGUCGGGACCUCAAGCUGUCGUGCCACGUUGAUGCCACUCCACAGGACAAGGUCAACUACACCUGGUACAAGAACGGUGCGCCCGUCUUCAACUCGGAGAGCCUGAUUUUGCUGCGCAGUGACCCGGACAUGGCACCCGGCACCAGUAGCUUGGAGAUCGUGGACAUGAAGUUCAGGGACUUGGCCACCUACAGCUGUGUGGCCAACUUCCCGGGCAGCAGGGUGCCGGAGCUCCGCGUGGACGUCAACAUCUCUCAGAACAGCGUCUCCCCUCCUGUGCUGUCGGUCCCGCCCGGUGGUCAGGUGGUCAGUGUGCGAGAGGGGGGUAAUGUCGAGCUGGUGUGCUUGGUGGUAGAUGGGAAACCCCGUCCGCCCAUACUGUGGUCACGGGCAGAAAAGGACCUGCUAAUGCCGUCGGGGACAGCGACGAUGGAGACGCCCGAUGGACGUUUGAGACUGAAGAACGUCAGUCGGGACAUGAUGGGGGCGUAUCGGUGCCAGACUGCUCCAUACAACGGGCUGAACAUCAAACGCAGGGAGCUACAGGUCCAGCUCAACGUGCAGUUCCCUCCAAUACUGGACCCAGUCUUCCAGGAUGCGCGUUGGAGGAACUCUCAGAUGGUGACCCUGAGGUGUAACAUCUUGCGGUCAAACCCGCCACGCCUAACAGACAUCCGCUGGUUCCGUAACGGCGACUUCGUCCCCAUGCCAACGGCAGACCUGAAGGAGAUGCCGGAGCUGAAGUUUAAGCUGGAGCCUACCAACAAUGGCUCUUAUGAGUGCCGAGUCAGCAAUAAUGCAGGAACGUCAACAUGCACGUUUAAUGUCUCUGCACAACCUUACAACGCUGAGUUCUACUUUGACACACCGAAUCCAGUGCGAAUUCUAAAAGGAAACAACUAUUCUUACAACCUGCAGUGGACACAGAAAGAUCCUGAGGCUACGGAUCGUAUCAUUGGCUACUGGAUUAAUGUCCGGAAGAACAAGCAGAAUGUGCUGUGGAAGCAGAUAGACCUCAAGGGCAAGGAGCCAGAGCAGGGUGUGCUGAUAUCUCACACCAUAUCAGACCUGAAAAUCCCUCUGUCGUACGAGGUCAGACUUUCCCCCAUCACCACCUACAGCACUGGGGACUUCGUCAGUCGCAUCAUACAGUACUCUGAACCCUACACCUACCCAAGGCCUUCAGACCAUGUAUGUGGUUUUGAGAACGAAAGGAUUUGUGGUUUCUCUCAAGACCGAAGUGAUAUCUUUGAUUGGACGAGACAGAACCAUCUGACACGGAAUCCCAAGCGAUCUGCAAACACGGGCCCCGAGACCGACCGCAGUGGAAGCAAGGAAGGGUACUACAUGUACAUCGAAACGUCCUCUCCACGUGUUCAGGGCGACAAGGCUCGUCUGCUUUCUCCACUUUUUAAUGUGAGCUCAGUGAGGGGCCCCAAGGGCUCCGGCAGAGUCCCGUACUGUGUCUCCUUCUACUACCACAUGAAGGGCAAACACAUUGGCACUCUCAAUGUUCUUCUGAGGGUGAGAAGCAUCGCCUCUGUGGAUUCGGUGGUGUGGAUGAAGUCUGGUCAUCAGGGCCCCGAGUGGAGGAAAGCAUUCUUUGACAUCAGCCCCAGUGGACCCUUCCAGAUCGUGUUUGAAGGAAUUCGAGGCGCGGGUUUCGAGGGAGAUAUUGCCAUUGACGACGUGUCCAUCACCAUAGGGAAGUGCAAGCAGGAAAACACUGUAGCCAGCGCAGGUAAGACAGUUCUGAUAGGUGGAUCACACACGCUCCCAGUGGCCAGCUGGCUGACCUUUGGCCUCUCCUGCAUCGUGUCGCUACUCUACAGAUGAUGAGCAUUUCCUGCAACUCCGCUUGUCUGUAGUGACAGACACUGCCCUGACUAGCGCACUUACACUUCUCUCUCUUUCCUCCUGUCAUUACCUCUACCCCCCGUCUCACUGUCUAUCCUUCUCAACGUCUUUAUAUCUCUGCAUUGAUUUCCUUCUUCUAGCUGAGAUAAGUGGUAACACAAAGUCUUUGUCCUGUUUUCACUCCUCUGCUUUCUUCUAAAAUCCCCUGUUCCCCCGGACACUGACUCACGUACUGUAUUUAAGGUAUAAAGACGUAGUGACCUUUGAUAGUUGUACUUCACACUCUCCCCAUUGCCACGCUAUUUAUUAAUUUGACCCAUUAACUGGAUCCAUGUGAGCGUGACACUUUGUCGCCUUCUCCUCUCCUUCAUCAACCUUCAUCUAUACGUCAUGUACCAUUCCCUCAACCCGCAAUCCCCAGACACACCAAAGUGUCAGACACUCAACCAAAGAUGACAAAGGACCUGAGGGAAUAUAACGAGGAAACAAGGAUUCCAAGAAGAGAGCAAAGGAGAGAGAGGAAGUGGAAGAAAUCCUACUUUUUCACAAAGGCCGUCUCCAUUCCGUCCCAAACUUUGAGGCCAUGGGAGCAACUGAGAGACGCACGAAGAAGGACUCUUGAAUGAAUUCAUGAAUAAACAAAUGAAUGCUGAGUGAAGGACAAACCAGAAACAGAGGAAAAAAGAAGUGUGAUUCUGGUAGCCUAUCUACUCUUCUUGCCACAAGAGACAAACCUCAGUGCGGAAAAUACGUGUACAUUUAUCUCUAUAUAUAUAUUAAAUAUAACAAAGUUUAAACUAAAACACAACUAGGACAGUGGAGGACUUUACAAAGUGAAAUUAAAGAAGCACAACGUUUAUACAACCUCUGCUGUUCCUUUGGCUUUUAUUCUACUUAUGAUGUGAUGUUGCAGUUUGUCAGACCUAUUCAAUGUUUUUGAUAUUUUGCUUUCUUGUUUUGUUCAAGGGUCAAUGGCAAUGGGUAAUAAAGUAUUAUAUUAAUAUUUCUGAGGAGAAUAGAUGAUGAUUUGUGAUCCAGAACCUGAUAGAGAGAGAGAGGGGCAAGGAUCACCCGAGCCACCUGGAUAGAAACCUCAACUUUUCCUCGCACAUGCCGAACAUACACACACACACACACACACACACACACAUGCUAACACAGAGUUUUCCUUGCUGACAUCACAGGCAGCCCCUCAGUCUCUUCCCCACAUACCUGUCAUGACUGUGAGAUACACAUUUAUAAGGAAAACCAUGGACGGCAGACGCACCUUUGACAUUUCUGCUCACAUUCCACAACUUUCUUAUCCCUGGACAUCAUGAUUGAUUAACCCCUAAACAAUAGCUGGACAUAACUCUAAUGAAGAGAAACGUAUGAAACGUAUGAUGUAGGACAGAAAAGAGUUCAUUUCAAUACUUCUCUCUCCACAGGUGAUUGAAUGUUGUGUAUGAAUUUCCAUACACUUUUCACAAGAGUGAAGGAUGGAAAAGAUUGUCAGUGUCUGGCUGGUGUGCAAAGUGGGUUGCAUAUCAGAUUCUCUGUCAUUUUUUUAGUUAGUGUUAAUGUCUUUAAUGUUAACAGUUAUUUUCAUAAUCACAAAGAUUUGAUUGUUAAAGUUAAGCAAUACUCAUAUCUAUACAUCUAUAAACAAUUGUUUAGGAUUGCUUUUAAGAUGGCAGUUCAGUCUGCAGAAACACCAUCAUGUCUAAAACGCAUCGUAAUGGGGACUUCUCAUCAUUUGUAGUUUUUUCCUAUGUUAUUGAUAAUAAUUAAAGCUGAAGGUAUUUUAGUCGUUCAGGGGGUCGAAAGCAUGUUUGCAUUUGGCUGCUUCAUGCUUCAACUUAUCUCUAGAAUUCCCCUCAUUCAACAGUCACCCGCCUCCAAUAACCUGUGUAUAAUAAUAUGCUUCAUUACCAUUUGCAUUACAUGCAAAUCAUGUCUGUCAAUUGGAAUUUGCACUUAUUUUAUUUCUCAAUUGCAGUCAGUGCAAAUUGCAUUAUUGAUUUCUUUAUCGUGAAUAGUAAAUACCACAUACAGAAAUAUUGUGCUUAUUUGACAUGCCCAGUCAGCUGUUUUUGGGAAUGUCUAUGGCGCUGAUGUUUACUAUUGUAUGUGCAGAACAUCAUUCUGUAUCCUUGCCAACCCACACAAAGUAGUGUAAGGAAUGCUUGACAAAUGUCUAAAGCUCCACUGACCAUAGUGUAGUAUACGCAUAUUGGAAGCCAUUGAACGUCUGCUAAAGGAAAACUCUCCCUAUUCCUGGCUCAUUGAUUGAUCUCUGUCAUUAUACAUUGAUGGCAGCUUUUAUUUGGAUGAUACAAGCUAUUUUAGAAAUGUUUGCAAUUGGAAUAAUAUGCUUUCCUGUAAUGUAGCUUGGUCAAUCUGCGAUCAUAUAAUAGUGAUAAUAACAUAUUUUAAACAUUCUAUAAUAUCCUUAAAAUGUUUCUGUCAUCAUCUAAAAAGAGUGUUUUAAGCAUUCAUUGUAACGACCACGAUUCCACCUGCAUAAUUGACCAAGGUAAUUGGCCAUAUGUGGUAUCAGCUUAAGUUGUACAGUAUCAUAAGCUUUACUCAUCUCUAAAGCAGCAUACUGUUACACAUGUCAUAAUAAAUACAUUUCAGAAAUAUCAUCAAGAAAUGUUGUGUAUCGCAUUUCAUUUUGCUUAUUGUCAAACCAUCGCUCAUAUUGGUCCGUAUUGUAAUCUCCAGAAACAGGGGAAACAGAACCAUCACUGCAUCUGGACAUGUGACCGCUGAAUCAACACAAUACUGUUGACGUUUUAAGAUUAUCUGUCACUUUUGUUCUAUUUCCCAAAAUUACACGGAAAAUCCAAUUGGUUGCGUUUUGAUAUUUAUAACUCAAGUUCAAAGUGACAGAAAAUCGGAAUAUCACAGCAUCCCAUAUACACCAACCCAUUGCAGAGCUUUUCAUUCCUCAUUGUGUUGACUGUUAAAGCAUUGAAACUGUAAUUUUUUACCAAAAUUAAAGUAUGUGGCAAUAUGACGUAACUGUCACUUUAUCCAAUGACUUUCCAAAAAUAUAUUCAUAAUUUUUCUCCAAACUGGCUCACUAGAGUCAACUGGUUCAUGGUUAGCUUUGGGUCCCACUAUGACCCCCAAAACAGAGUAUUCAAGAGAACGUACAUCAAACAAUUGCAACAUUUUGAACGUGGUUUAGGUAAUUACCAUUUAAAAUAUUUAGUGUGAAAUCAAACGACAACCACAUUUUUGCUUGUGAGAGUGAAGUUUCCAUAAAUCUUCUAUGGUCCAAUCUCAUGCUAAAGGCAUCAUUUACAAUUAAAUUAAAAUGUAUUAAAAG
Molecule: messenger RNA, 6860 nt
Organism: Pungitius pungitius (ninespine stickleback)
Lineage: Eukaryota; Metazoa; Chordata; Actinopteri; Perciformes; Gasterosteidae
Product: MAM domain-containing glycosylphosphatidylinositol anchor protein 1
Exons: 18
Coding region: 641-3523 (960 amino acids)
Biological process (GO): homophilic cell-cell adhesion; synapse organization
Cellular component (GO): neuronal cell body; axon; plasma membrane
Molecular function (GO): axon guidance receptor activity; protein binding
Source: RefSeq, a predicted model, not a curated record